This is a messenger RNA of Quercus lobata, 2907 nucleotides long. RefSeq names its product transmembrane protein-like protein. NCBI's taxonomy places the organism in Eukaryota, Viridiplantae, Streptophyta, Magnoliopsida, Fagales, Fagaceae. Gene Ontology annotation, cellular component: membrane. The transcript is spliced from 14 exons. The coding region runs from base 98 to 2581 and encodes 827 amino acids. The record is from RefSeq and is a predicted model, not a curated record.
UCUUAAACCCUUUAACUUUCGAAGCCAAUUGCUUUUCUUCACGUAUGUAUACAUAUAUGCUGUGUGCUACGAGAUUCAUCCAAACCAAUAAUACUAAAUGGCUUUUCAUUCGAUUCUGUGCUCUCCUUUCAAUCUGAUUCUCACUAUUUUCGUGCUCUUUUCUUGUUGUUUUGGUCUCUGUUAUACUUAUGACCAACCGGGUUACAACACUUUCACUGUCUCCAGCUUUAGCUACCCUCAGACAACGCUCAGGCCCUUCGAUUUGCGCUAUCUUAGAGUUGAUUUGCCAUUGUGGUUCUCUUCAUUAUCUAUUUCAUUGAGCUCGGAUGUAGACCUUGAUGCUGCUAGCUUAAGGAAGACUCCUGAAAGCGCCCUGCCAAUAAUUUGCUUCAGAGAUGGCAGUCCCCCACUGCCAGAUGUCUCAAACACUUCUCUAAAAGAUCUAGUGUUAGUUCCCAUCUCUAAUUAUUCGUUUGGAGGAAUACAAGCUUUUCAGAAUGUGGAGCAGUGUUUUCCUAUGCAGAAAAAUAUCACAAUGAAGUUGACAAAUGAGCAGAUAUCUCCAGGAGCUUGGUAUUUUGGUCUUUUCAAUGGCAUUGGACGUACAAGGACACAAUCAAAGAUGAUUGUCCGAGGCCCGACAUAUGCCUUUAGCGCCAACAUUACUGUGGAAGGAUGUACAACCCCAACAAUGUGGGGCCAGUACUGCAACCAAACAGUUGAUACACUCUCAUGUGUUCCAUCUGCAGGAAAUAUUUCGGUAGCCAAGUCAUACAACCAAACAAGUAAAAAUGUGGUUUCCUGCAAAAAUAGUUUAGAAGCUUCUUGCCUUGGUGAUGGUGAGCAAAAAGUAUACUCCUUGGAGGUAAUGGGAGUGGCUGAAGAGUUAACCAUUAUGGCAAUGAAUAUUAGAUUGAAUGUAACAGCAACAAAUAAUUCUGGGAAUUUUAUUGGAGUUAAUUUAAUGUGCUUUGUUCGGCAUGGUGCAAUUCCUUCAGCGGCACUGCAUGAUUAUUCCAGUAACAUAAGUAAAGCCCCUUUGUCAAUUCGCUCACCAAAGGUUGGUCGUUGGUAUAUUGCCAUUUUACCUGUUAAUAUUUCAAAAGAACUUGGAGGGACUCAAAACUCAAAUACAAAAGUUUGCUAUUCCAUGGAAUCACAAAUGCUUGAAUGUCCCAUAGGGAAGGCUGGAUCAAAUUGUACAUGGGAACGAUUUGUCCUUCAGACGAUACUCAGGAGAGGUUCAAGCCCCUUUGAAUCUUAUUAUUUGCCAGUCAGUGAAAAAGUAUUCUCAAAGUCAGCCAAUUUCCCUCUUGAACCCCUUCUAAGUAACUCCUCAUAUGGUGAAAAACCAGAUGAUAUUUGGACUUACUUUCUGUCGGAAAUUCCUCGUGGUGCAGCUGGUGGAAAUAUACACAUCCAACUAACAUCAGAUACAGAGAUAAAUUAUGAAGUGUAUGCUAGAUUUGGUGGAUUGCCAUCUAUUGAUAUAUGGGACUAUUUUUAUGCAAAUAGUACAAGAAGUAGUGAUGGCUCCAUGUUUUUCAUGUUGAAUAAUUCAAGCAAAGAAAAGGUUGAUUUUUAUAUUUUAUACGCUAGAGAAGGAAUUUGGGGUUUUGGAUUGAGACAUCUUAACACUAGUAGUAGUGCUUCCAAAGAUGAGAUAAUCAUGUCCAUUUCGCUUGAAAGAUGCCCCAAAAGCUGCUCCUCUCAUGGUGAUUGCAGACUUGCUUUUGAUGCAAGUGGAUUAACAUCAUACAGCUUCUGCGCCUGUGAUCGAAGGCAUGGAGGCUUUGACUGUGGAAUUGAAAUUGUAUCACAUCAAGGGCAUAUAUGGCAAUCGUUUUGUCUUAUUGCGUCAAAUGCGGCUGCUGUACUUCCUGCUUUUUGGGCCCUUCGACAGAAGGCAUUAGCAGAGUGGGUGGUGUACACAGCUAGCGGAAUUUUUAGUGGCUUGUAUCAUGCUUGUGAUGUAGGCACAUGGUGUUUAUUAACCUUUAAUGUCUUACAGUUUAUGGACUUUUGGCUCUCUUUCAUGGCUGUGGUGAGUACUUUUGUGUACCUAGCUACCAUUGAUGAAGUUUUUAAGAGGGCUAUUCACACAGCUGUAGCUAUCCUUACUGCUCUCAUGGCUGUAACAAAGGCAACCAGGUCUUCCAAUAUUAUUAUUGUGAUAGCAAUUGGAGCUUUGGGUCUUCUUAUUGGAUGGUUGAUAGAGCUCAUGACUAAGUAUAGGUCAUUCUCCUUUUCAAUUGGGUUUCAUUUUAGUAUACUUGAAAGAUGGCAAACCCUUAAGGAAUGGGUCCAAAAUCUUAUCAAGACACUUUUUAGACGGUUCCACUGGAUGUUUGUGCUAGCAGGAUUCACUACAUUAGCCUUUGCAGCAAUAAGCUGGAAACUGGAAACCAGUCAAAGCUACUGGAUUUGGCACAGUUUGUGGCACGUGAGCAUAUAUACGUCUUCCUUCUUUUUUCUUUGCUCAAAAGCAAAUAUUGUAAAUAGUGAGAAUCAAAGUCUCCCCAAUGGAAAUUAUGAGUUGACCCGGCAAAAUUCUAGGGACGAGGAAGUGAGGAGGAAUUGAAUUCCUAGCAAAAUUAGUUACUGUAAAAGUUAGGUCUAAUAAGACACUUAAAACUGCAUCAACAACUACAGCUGUUUAUUGUAAAAUCUUCUUCAUAAGGUUUGUACCCACUUUCUUAUUUUGGGAAAUAGGUUUUGUUCUUAGAUAUUGAUCUGUAUUUGCAUAGGUAGGAUUAAAGAACCAAGCCAGGGCAGGAAUGUUAUUAUUUCAGGGAGAGAAUAGGACACAUACAAAGAUGAAGUAUUGGUCAUUGUAAUCUCAAGUGUUUGACAACAUAUAUUUUCUUGUAUUUUUUUAAAGGCUUAAUAACAGAAGCAGCAUUGAUU